UUGAUUUGUUUUAGUUUGACCCUUACGGUAGUUUAGCCCGAAAUUUAUUAGACUUGCAUGAAAAUCAUACACUCUUAGCAAUUCUAUGAGGAUUAUUAUGCCACCACGUGAGUUUGAGUUGGCAAAAAACAUAGGUGCCCAUAAUACUAAUACAUCUUUGGGUUAAUAAAAAAAACAUCUCGGGGGUAAGGUAAGAAAAGAGGGGUCAUUUUCAGCCAGCCAAAAAGUAAAAGUUGCUUUUAAAAAAGUUAUUUUUUAAGCCAUAAUGGGAUAAAGUUUUUGAUUGCAUGUCUUAUCGUGGGUUUUAUCUUGAAGCGAUAUAAGUGAGAAGGGAUCCAGGAGUGUUUUAUUUGUAGGUGAGCUGGGUAAUGUAAGUCUAUCAGGUUUCAAUCAGGUUCUUAUUUGCUCCUGGGAACUGACAGGUUUCAAUAACUAUAAGGAAUGGCUGUGGCAAAUUUCCCUGCACUACAGUUCAAGACUUGUGAUGUUUUUGGUUCCAAUUCAAAAUGUUUCAACUUCCUUCCUUUACAAAACAGAAAUCUUUUUGUGAAGACAUUAGUCAUUGAAGCAAAGGCAAAUACUAGAACAGAUAGCGCAAAAGUUAGGAACAGAAGAAUGCGAAAGAAGUUUAAUGGCACAUCUAGAAGACCAAGACUGUCAGUGUUCUGUUCAGACAAGCAGUUAUAUGCUAUGCUGGUGGAUGACAAAAACAAGAAGUGUUUAUUUUACGGAAGCACUUUGCAGAAAUCUAUUCGUGAUGAUCCCACUUGCACCACCAGUGAAGCAGCUAAACGUGUUGGUGAAGAGCUUGUCAAGGCUUGUGUUGAUCUUAACAUAAACGAAAUAUCAUAUUAUGAUCGCAAUGGAUUUGCACGCGGGGAAAGAAUGCAAGCCUUUGAUAUUGCCAUAGCUCAUCAUGGGUUCUUGCCACGAUAGAAAUGAAUCCAAUGUUCUGUCAACCCUUGUUUCAAUAUUAGUAAUCAAGCAAUGUUUCUCCAAUGUAGGAACUGGGAACUCAGCUUAUCUUUUUCAAGAUUUGUCGACUGUUAGCUUGCCCAUGAUCAGUUAGAUGGAUGCUUCACCUGUCUAGCCGAUAUAAAUGCCUAGAGAAGGUUGGUAGGACUGCUAAACUAUAUUAAUGAAGCAAACCAUCUUUUAUGUAUUGGUUUUUGGCAUAGAAAACUAUGAUUUCAACGUAGGAUCUUUAUCCGAACUCCAUAUCCUUAUCAUCUGAGUUGAGUUUAAACUGAUUUUUACUAAUUACAAUUGGAUUCGAUGAAAACAAAGUGUGAAAGGGACAUGAAAUAGUCGAAAGAGCGUUGCUACAUGUAAUGAAUGUCAACAAAUUGUGGCAACGCUAAUUAU
Durio zibethinus is the source of this 1365-nucleotide messenger RNA. Lineage: Eukaryota; Viridiplantae; Streptophyta; Magnoliopsida; Malvales; Malvaceae. The record is from RefSeq and is a predicted model, not a curated record.